This is a messenger RNA of Onychostoma macrolepis, 333 nucleotides long. Its product is annotated as hepatitis A virus cellular receptor 1-like. The transcript is spliced from 4 exons. The record is from RefSeq and is a predicted model, not a curated record. The annotation marks the transcript as partial. Lineage: Eukaryota; Metazoa; Chordata; Actinopteri; Cypriniformes; Cyprinidae.
AUGCCACUGACAACAACUCAAAGCACCACUCAUUUGUCAACAGCAUCAUCUACAGUUCAAAUAACAAACGUUUUGCCAUCAACUUCUACAACUUCUACAAGCACAAGUAAUGAUGCUGCAACAACAUCUGAAAUGCCACAGACAUCACCUCUGAAAAGCACUUCGCUUUUGCCAACAACAUCAUCUGUUAUUCGAACAACAACCAUUUUGCCCACCACUUAUUUGUCAACAACAUCAUCUACAGUUCAAACAACAACUGUUUUGCCAUCAACUUCUUUGCCAACAACAUCAUCUACAGUUCAAACAACAACAACUGUUUUGCCAUCAACUUCU